UCAGAUGCAAAAUAGGACUCCAUUUUAGAAAGUCAAAUGCGUCCCCCCAGACUGAUAACUCCAUCCAUUAUUUCACUUCCCACCUCCAACAUUUGUCUUGCCAAUAACUCCUUAAUUCCUCUUCCCUCUUCCUCUCCAGAUUAUGAUCCAUUUCUGUAUCUCUCUACACCACCACACGUUUUCUUGAUCCCCAGAUGAAAUCAAAUAACCUCUUUCCCAUCCUUUCGUCACCCACUUUUCCUCUGUUGAAUCUAUGCAUAUUCCUCAUCCUCUCUUCUCUUCUACCAAGAAAAUCCCAAGGUGCAGUCGACCCUUCCUUCCAACUAUGCAGUGCUGAGCCUGAAACCUGUGGCGAUGGGCAACCCAUCGAGUUCCCAUUCCGCAUCCGAAACAAGCAAAACAGGUCUUGUGGGUAUCCUGGAUUCGAGCUCUCUUGCAACAACCGUGGCCAACCCACCAUCAAUAUCCAAAGUAACGACUAUAUCAUCCGCAACAUUUCCUAUGAAACCCAAAUCCUUCGCGUCUCAAACUCUGACUUUUGGAAUUCAACCACCGGGACUACUUGUAUUCCUUUAACUCAAAACAUAUCCCUUCCUGGUGCCCGGUUCGAGCUAGCACCGUUCCAAACCCAUGUGAAUCUGCUUUAUGGUUGCAACGCUUCGACACUAGAGAGUACUUCAAGGUUUUCAUAUCCUGGUUGUGAUCAUGGGGAAAACAAAAACAGUUCGGUUCUGGUCCUACCUGCAAACGACCCAAAGCUAAGGAACGUAUCGAAGGCGUGCACAGCUCGGGUGGUAGCACCCGUACUUGAACCUUAUGAGCGUGAGAAUAUUGGUGAUGGAAUUGAAGGGGUCCUGAGAAAUGGAUUUCGGGUGAAAUGGAAGGCCAGCGGGUGCAGCAUUUGCCAGGAAAGUGGAGGGCGGUGUGGAUUCAAUUACAGCGAGUGGCAUUUCAAGUGCUUCUGCCCUGAUAGACCUCAUGCUUCGCGCUGCAUUUCUGGUGGAUAAAAAAGAUGUGGAGGGAACUGGGAAGGAAGAAGAAAAUAGUUAGUUUCUGAUGGCGUUUUCCCGUAGGAAGUUGAAGGUUCAGAUAAGAUAGAGCGAGACAAGCAUAUACCCAUGUUUUCAAAUUAAGCAUCAGUGCAACCAAGUCCAAUCAAACACACCCAGAUUGAAAUGACAAAACUGAGAAUAUUAUAGUGGUGUAGUGGAGGCUACUAGCAGUAUUGCUCCUACACGGCUUCACCAUCGCCAAUAUCGCCACCAUCGCCAAGUCGCUUAUAUGUUUCUUUGAUCCUUUCCAUCUUGUUCUUCAAUCAUGUCGUCCCCGCCUAAUGGGUUUUCAGAACUCUUUUAAUUAGCUUUUACACCUAGAAAAUGCCCAUAGUUUGGCUGUGACUACCCAAGUUUUGGAACUGCCUGUAAGCAAAUUGGUAAGCCCUUUUUCCACCAUCUCCAAAGGGCGCUCCUUUUUAUACGACCUCCAGCUUCAUUGAUUCGUUCUCUGCUCUCUCCUUCACGGUGAUCUCUGAUCUUUUGAUCGGCCUUCCCUUGGAUUCACUCGCAACCAUUCUGACCUGCUCUUCUUUUGUAACUUCACAGCCUAGAUUUCUGUUGGUUAUGAGAAAUCCUUAGUCUUGGGUGCUUCCGGUGCCGCACAUAUAUAGUUCGUUUCUUUGCGCUGGUAAGGUCAAGGACUUGAAUGGGAGUGGUGGUCGAUGUGGGUUUGUAAAGAGACAAUUUACCAGCCAGCAUUUUUCGAUUAUGGAAGACACGGUGUUCUUAUUAAAUCAUGAAGUAUUAUGUUGUUAAGAUUAUUAUAUUAAUAUUAAAAUUUAAUGACAUGACAUGAUAUUAUAGCAGAAGAGUAGCAUCUGUCUAUAUUUCUAGAAUAUCUAAAGUGCAUGACAUUGCCCCCAUGGAACCCAUCACAGAAGCUGCCAUGGCAGCAAUUAAGGCUGCUACAGAUCGUUCUGCUGUAAGCUUUCUUUCUUUUUAGCUUUGACAUGAUUCAUGUUAGAAGAAUAGAAGCAGCUUAGGAAACCUUCUAAUUGAGCCUAGCAUUUCUAUUGCACAAAUGCACAUGACACCACUUUGGUCUUCAUAAGUUGGGUUUAGCAACACAACUUGCCAAGAGCCCAUUGCUUGAACAGUAGGCCUGAUAAACUUUACACCCCGAACUCUAAUUGAAUGGGUUUAAGCCUUUAAGCUGCAUCUUUAUUUAUAUAGGUAGGCCCAAAAAAUGGGUAGCAAUCCCUGCUAAUAAUGUUGACUUCGGCCAGGUGACCUGUAUGCCCCUAAAAUCAAAUUUUGCGGUGGUCCAGCCUGAGUGUGUUUAUUCCCCUUCAGCCUCUAUUUGUGACCCAUUUGUGUACACACUAAUAAACUUUUAGCAAACAGAAAAUAAAUCACUGCAACUGUUAUAGUAAUUUCUUUCCCAACUUCUUGUAUCAGAUUCCUUUUUCCUCCGCCCAGACUCCUGUACAUUAGUCUUCACGAGCUAGUAUGUAUAUUAUUAGGUGCUGCAUGUGAGUAAAGAAAAUUUGUACUUGUUUUAAUAGGCUUUUAUGUGUACGACUUCUAGUCAUCUAAGUACUUAUAUCCGGUUCUUAGUAGAUUUGGUGUUAUUAUGGUACUUUCAAUUAGGAAAGCCACUUUCGAUUGUCUCCUCCUACAUCUUUUAUUCAUAAAAAUUUCAUAUACAUGCUGGAUCGAAGAUAGAUGCUGUUUAGUCAUGUAUGUUGUGUAAGAUGUCUGAGAUAAAAGACCACUAGUUUCUUCUUUCUUCCUUUCGUUUCACCUUUGGUCUGUAGUAGACUAGUGUGUUGCUAAUUUAUUUAAAACUAAAUGAUAUUAUGAGGAUACACAAUUUUUAUGGCAUUCGAUAUUAUCUCUCACAUAUCUAUUUUCAAAACGGUGACAAAGGAGCAAUAUUUAUGUGAACACACCUACACCUAGUAUAGAGCAAGCCCACUGAAAAAGAAAAUAAGUGUAGACAAAGAUUGAUUGAAAUCUGAAAAUAUACUAUGUAAUUAAACCCAUUUAUCUGUUUUGUUUAGAACUUACUCCAGAGACAAAUGUCAAAUACAAAACUCGAAUAGGUCAGAGAAAUGAACAGGAAACCCAUCCCUCCAUCUAAGGCAUGUGCGUGUGAGAGAGAGAGAGAGAGCCCAGAGAAUGCUGAAUUCUGACCUUAAAGCACACAUCCAAGACUUUGCCGCCAUCGUUUUCCCUCGUCAAUACGUUCUCAUCACGCCGUCUCCUACUUCCCUCGAAAAGUCUCCUACAAAACUCAGUCUUUGAUGCCAAAGUCAUACCAAAUCGAAUGACCAGUACGUCCACGUCCCUGUAGUAUCCACCACGUUUAGGUUUUCUAAAGAUGCAAAUUGCUUCUCCACUCUGAAAAAUAGUCUAAUUACAAAGAUAUUAUAUAAAAAUAAUUUUAUAAAUAUUUAAAAUAAUUCGUCAAAUUAUAAAAUUAUUUUUAUUAUAAAACAAAUUUAA
Molecule: messenger RNA, 3503 nt
Organism: Carya illinoinensis
Lineage: Eukaryota; Viridiplantae; Streptophyta; Magnoliopsida; Fagales; Juglandaceae
Product: LEAF RUST 10 DISEASE-RESISTANCE LOCUS RECEPTOR-LIKE PROTEIN KINASE-like 1.2
Exons: 2
Coding region: 195-1007 (270 amino acids)
Molecular function (GO): polysaccharide binding
Source: RefSeq, a predicted model, not a curated record